Trypanosoma conorhini is the source of this 1980-nucleotide messenger RNA. RefSeq names its product putative tubulin tyrosine ligase. The record is from RefSeq and is a predicted model, not a curated record. Gene Ontology annotation, molecular function: tubulin binding; tubulin-glutamic acid ligase activity. Gene Ontology annotation, cellular component: cilium. Gene Ontology annotation, biological process: microtubule cytoskeleton organization; protein polyglutamylation. Bases 1 to 1980 code for a protein of 659 amino acids. The transcript has a single exon. NCBI's taxonomy places the organism in Eukaryota, Euglenozoa, Kinetoplastea, Trypanosomatida, Trypanosomatidae.
AUGUUAGGCAAGACCCUUACACCUCCGCUCAAUCUCCCCACCUUUUACCCACAGUCUCUCGGCUACCUGCAGCACGGCGGGCGCGACGACGGGGAUGUGAUGACAGCCGCCACAACGUACUUCCCUCCCCGCCGCCAGCUCCUUGUGGUGGGCAGGUAUGUGGCUGACUUCAACAACGAGGACCCCUCGAACCCCAAGUAUGACCCACAGACCUGGCUGCGCUCGAGGGCCUCACGCGUGCCGCUACUCUUCCGCCGCAGGAACGGCAAUAUGUUCUCCGUCGCCUCGACAAACCUUGAGAUGUCCUCCUCUGACGUCACACCCCGCGAAGUGCCGGUGGAUGUGGAUGUGUAUUGCGCGACAACAGAAAAGACGCACUAUACUCUGGUGGAGCCUGUGUAUCCGUUCUCGGCCCCCAGCCUCUUCUUCCCGAUACACCACAGCAGCCGCGGAUGUGAAGCCUCCGUUGAUUCUCGAGCUCCACGUGAGUUAAACCUCGCGUAUCAUGGCUGUGAUCGACCCAAUUACAAGCUGAGGAGUCUCACCAUACAGAAAAACAACCUUAAUCGCAUGUGCCUCUACAAGGUGGCCCCCGGUGCCGUGGCCUUCAAGGUGGUGAUCGAUGCCUUUGAGGCCUCUGGGAUGCAGUACACAGCUUCCAAUGAGCUCUUCAAUGUAAUAUGGGCGAAGCGGGCAACACCCUACACGUUGGCUCAUCUUGGCCCGUACCAGAAGGUUAACCAUUUUCCAGGAACAUGGGGCAUUGGUAGAAAGGAUAGUUUGGCUCUCAAUAUUGAGAAGAUGCAGCGUCACUUUGGAGUCGAUGCUUUUAAUAUCGUUCCCGCGUCGUUUUUAAUUCCCAAGCAAUGGGCACAGCUUGAGGAAUACGUCAAACGACAACCCGAUACGAGUGAGGAUCCGCUGAUUUUGAUAGUGAAGCCUAGUGCUUCUAGUUGUGGACGUGGAAUUCGUCUUUACCAUGGAAUGCCGCCCAUGCCGACAGGAACUAGACCAAUGGUGUGCCAGCGCUACCUGGGUAAUCCCAUGCUCAUUUACGGACGAAAGUUUGAUCUCCGCUUGUACUGUGUCGUGACGUCCUUCGAUCCGCUUCGCAUUUUCCUCUUUGAUGAGGGUUUGGUGCGUUUUGCCGCGCAAAAGUACCGAGGAAUGGACAAGGAUUUGGACAAUAUUCACGUUCACUUGACCAACUACUCUGUAAACAAGACAGCCGAGCUUAACCUAGCAAGUCGUGGCAAAGAGUAUCAAUCGGAUGACCCCGUGGAUAUUAAGUGGUGUCUUUCUGACCUACGCCAAUUCUUAAUGGAAAAUCAAAAGGAUGGAGAACUUACGUGGGAGAGAAUCAUGCGUGGUUGUGACGAUGCUGUCAUUAAAGCCUUCCUUAGUAUUGAAAACGAUGUCGUGGAACGCAUUCGCAAGGAGUGUAGUGAUAGAACCGGACGGGGAUGUUUCGAGAUGUACGGUUUAGAUUUAAUGGUGGAUGCGGAAUACAAUGUAAAACUUAUUGAGGUGAACAUCAUGCCUUCCUUGGCCACAGGAACCCCUCUUGACAAGGCCGUCAAAUCCCGCAUGUUAGCCCACCUACUGACGCUCAUCCGCGUGGUGCCGCAUCAACGCAAUGCCCCUGGGCCCACACCACCAAACUUUGGAGAACCGCCUUCAUAUCGCCACUACACGCGUUAUCGGUUUGGUCGGCACCCGCACCAGGAGGCGGAGCUGAUUCAGAAACCCCUGCUUACCCGAUUUAACGAUCCCAAUGACCCUGACUCUUUCCUUUCCCCGAGCGAAUGCCUUCUAUUGGUUGAGGCGGAGGAGGAAUUGGCAUGCGCUGGCGGCUUCCGUCGUAUUUUUCCCACGGCCAAGAAUGUGCUGGCCUACUUGCCUUACUUUACGCAUGGUGUUCUCAGAAACAACUACCUUCUUGCAUCGGCUCUCCGGAUGCAGGCAAAGACAAGCAGCUGA